AUGUGGUUGACUUGUAACAAGCCCUCUGAGAAACCAGAGUAUUAUGAGCUAAUGGUGUUCCGAAGCUUUGUGCUGGGAUACCAUAUUCUGGGAGGAGGGCUCAAACUCUUUGUACCAGAGUUGGAUGAUGAAGAUCAUGAAAGUGCAGCACGGUCUUGUACUGGAGAGGAAUCGUUGCCACCAAAAAAAAGGAGGUUUGGACUGCGUAUUGCUCUGCAGUUUCCCACCAAGAAGUGUGAGAGCAAGGACAAGAACGCUUCCAAAAUAAAAGCAGGAAGAAAGAAAAUGCCUGCUAAAAGGAAAGCUCCAACAACUGGGGAAAAAAUGGAUGCUGAGUCUGAUUCUGAAGGAGAAAAUGACCAGCCAAACAUGGAAGACUCCAAUGCUCUUCUUAAACGGGCCAUGAAUAUUAAAGAAAACAAGGCCGUGCUGGCCCAGCUACUUGCAGAACUCCAUUCUGUUCCUGACCUGUUUCCAAUGAAACCUACUCCUCCUCCUUCAAAGCAAAAGAAGACAAGCCGUAGAACCUUUUCUGAGGGUCCAGUUGAAAGACGCACUAAUCCCACGAGAAGUGCACGACCACCAGAGAACUUUGCCCUGGAAACUUUUACCGCUUCCGCCAUGCAGUUCGCAGAGCAUCUCCAGAAAUAUGGGAAGAAGGCUUUUCACAGGCGUCCUUUGAGUGAAGAGGAAAAAGAAGAGAUUCGGAAGAGGCGGAGGUCAUCAAAAGGCAACAACUACCGUCCAGUAGAGGAUAUCACAGAGGAUGAGCUGGCGAAUGUCGCAGAUACCGUUAAAGACAAAGUUUAUGACAAAAUACUGGGUAAUACUUGUCAUCAGUGUCGCCAAAAAACAGUAGACACAAAAACCUUCUGCCGCAAUCCUGGCUGUGGCGGAGUCAGAGGCCAGUUCUGUGGGCCCUGUUUACGAAAUCGCUAUGGAGAAGAUGUGAGAGAGGCACUUCUAGACCCUGAUUGGAUAUGUCCUCCAUGUCGCGAGAUCUGCAACUGUAGCUACUGUCGCAAAAGAGAUGGUCGAUGUGCCACAGGGAUGCUCAUUCACCUGGCCAAAUUUUCUGGUCAUGACAAUGUCAAAGAAUAUCUGGAGAGCUUACAAAAGCGAUUGGCGGAGAACGAGUGAAGAGGAAUUUCAGGAGGCUUUUCAUAGAAGAAUGGAUUUGUACAUCCCAUAAACGCAUCUGCAUUGUGCCAGAAUGUAGAUUCUCUUGUCAUUCUAUUCCCUAAGCUCCUAAUCUCACUCUCUACCUAACGCUAACCUGUGCAUAAAAAAAAGCUUCCAUUUG
This is a messenger RNA of Nanorana parkeri, 1303 nucleotides long. It is a transcript of the gene CDCA7L, whose product is annotated as cell division cycle associated 7 like. The coding region runs from base 1 to 1140 and encodes 379 amino acids. The transcript is spliced from 8 exons. Gene Ontology annotation, biological process: regulation of DNA-templated transcription. Gene Ontology annotation, cellular component: nucleus. The record is from RefSeq and is a predicted model, not a curated record. Lineage: Eukaryota; Metazoa; Chordata; Amphibia; Anura; Dicroglossidae.